Molecule: messenger RNA, 956 nt
Organism: Papilio polytes (common Mormon)
Lineage: Eukaryota; Metazoa; Arthropoda; Insecta; Lepidoptera; Papilionidae
Gene: Dysb
Product: dysbindin protein homolog
Exons: 3
Coding region: 110-865 (251 amino acids)
Biological process (GO): negative regulation of protein kinase activity
Cellular component (GO): cytoplasm
Source: RefSeq, a predicted model, not a curated record
GCAUGUGACUGACAUUUCUCGAUUUCUCCUAUUGCUGUCGCUGUUAAUUGAAUUUACAAAUAGGAUUUAUUUUAUUUGUUGGAAAAUGCCUUAUUGAAAAGUUAAAACAAUGUUAGGAAACCUUAAAGAUUUCAUUUCUGUUGUACAAGAUGGCUUAAGUUCGCAUAACAAUUUACGACAGACUUUACAAGAAGUUCAUAAAGUGACCAAUAUUUUUAAAGAUAAACAAAAAGUUAAUACUGAAAGUAAAGUUAAUUACGGUGCUGGAGGAGAGAUUUUGGAAAAGUAUCAAAACGAUUGGGUCGAUAUUCACGCGAACGCGGAGCAAAAUGCAAAAGCAGCUGAUGAAGUUGAUAAACUUAUUAAAGAACUGCAUGUUAUAACUAAUACACGUGUAAAAUGUUAUAAAGAUUUUUCUCAAGCUUUAUCUCAAUUACCAGCAGUAACUGCUUCCGUCGCCCAAUGUGCAGACGGUUUGAGAAACAUUAAAACACUAUUACAAGAUGUUGAACAACAAAUGGUAGAGUUUGAAGAUAUGAUCGAGAGAAGGAAAAUGGAGAAAUGGAAAUUAGAUCAUCACUACCAAUUAACUCUUUAUAAAGAGAAAAAAAUGGCUGAGUUAGAAGAUAUUCGGUCUAAGUUGGCUAAAGAGAACUCUGAACAGAAUAUGGAAAGAGAACGAAGGCAGCUAGCUGAACUACAGGCUAAGAGGGAGAAUAGUGCAAUUGAAUUCCAGAAAGAUAUAGCUAAAUAUCUCUCCAGUGGCAGUGUGCCUACAAAGUUGCCAUCUUCUCCUAAGAUUACCCUUGAACAAAUCCAGCUUGAAGAUGACAAAGCAGAUUUAGAAAAGUUUUUGGACAGUUGACUUAAUUAUAUAAUUUUAAUAUAUGGUGAUAUGGCAGAGCUUUUAUAGUAUAUAAGAAUUAAUAUAUAUAAUUUUAUAUUCCAAAGUUACA